Molecule: messenger RNA, 1491 nt
Organism: Penicillium coprophilum
Lineage: Eukaryota; Fungi; Ascomycota; Eurotiomycetes; Eurotiales; Aspergillaceae
Exons: 2
Coding region: 1-1491 (496 amino acids)
Source: RefSeq, a predicted model, not a curated record
AUGGACGCGCCUCGAUAUUCCAUGGACUGCAAGGCGGCGCGCAACCGCGCUUCUUCGCCGUCGCCAUCUAUCCCGGCAACGCCAGCUAUAUCUUCAUAUUCCUCUCCAGAUCGCACAUUUUCUUCCGAGUCUUCCCGCUCUGCCUCCUCCGCCACCUCUGCAGAUGCCAGAUCGUCCGUAUCCACAUCCUCUCGCCGCCAUGGAUAUACCCGUGCAUUGGGUGCCGAGUUCUCCGAAUCCGCCCGCCACCGCGACAGCGUCAUGAGUUUAGGCAGUAUCGCUCACCUACAAUAUUAUUUUGCCCGGACGGGAUUGCUGGACGGGAAAAGCGGGAGGGGCCGCGAGUGGGAAAAGAGCAAGAAGAACAGAGAUAAUGUGCCACGAGUUCUGAUUACCCCCAAUCAACGACAUAUGAAUGAUGACUUGGUCGCAAGCCCGACAGAUAUGGCAGAUCCGGCGGAGGGUGAAUGGGACGAUGAGGACGCCGAGUCAGCACAUACAGCAUCAAAACGCACCACAUCCCCCCCGCCCCCAGAUCUGAUUUUCUUGCGUCGGCAGCUUACGCUCGCGCUGGAUAAGGCAGAGACUAAUAUUGAGGCAAUUGAAAACGGCGCGGAGCCUCCUCCCCGCCUAAUCCUCCGGUCGAGUCUUUCUCCAGGUGAUGUCCCGGAGGAUGAUCAAUCCGGACAGGUGCCGACCCCAAUGAAUAAGGAGGAGAGGCAGGGUAUGUGCAUUUUGGACGAUGUUACGAAUGCAAUCCGCGCAGCCAAAAUUUACUAUACCACGCACGAGAAGCCAGAGCGCUUAGCGUCAAUAAAGAGUGAGCGGGAGAUCCGCAAGGAGCUUUUUGACGUCCUUGAAGUUUUGAAGCGGUGGGCUGCGCGGCAUUUUGCCAGCGGUCUGCGCGAGGAGGAACGUGAGCGGAUUCAGGGUUGGAUUGCGACUGUGCGUACCAUGCUCGCCCGCGAAAAAGCGCUCGAAGACCUUGAAGCCCAAGAACGGGAGAACUGGGAUUGGGCUGCUGGAGAUUGGCGAGGUCGUGAACGCUCCCGCGAGGAGUCCUUCCUACGCAGCCUAUUGCCUGGCGGUGACUCCUUGCCGACCUGGACACCGGUUGAGGAGGCUCCCAGUGACUCGCUUCCCACCGCGUUCCUUGAUAGGUUCCGGGACGGCCGUGCACUGGUCCAGCUACACAACCUUGCGAUCAAGAAGUCGAAACGCCAAUUCGGCGAGAUCACGGCUUACCACUUAGACAUUGCCAAGCCGUACCGGCAGACUGAGAAUCUUCAGUUCUGGGUAAAAGCUGCACAACUCCGGUGGGAGCUUCGGCUGGAUGUUGAUGUUAUGGGGGUUGUACACAAUAGUGGGACUACUGCUUGGAAGCAGUUCGAUACUGCACUGCUGGCCUGGUGUAAAACUGUCCGUGAAGAGCUAGUGCGCGAUUGGCAGGCGGCUAACCCUGGGCGACCCCCAAGUGCUGGGUUGAUUUGA